AUGCUCCCCCGUCUUGCUCUUGCCAGAGCUCCCGUGUCUCUUCUCUCGAGGAGCGCCGUCCUUUCUAGGAGUCUCAUCCGCGCUCCUAUCCUCUCUAGGUCUGUACCCCAGGUUCAGAGCCUUUCUAGCAUUCUUAGCGCUCGAGGUUACUCUGUCGCCGCUCAAGGAAAGCCCGAAGAUGACUUUUUCGCCUCUGAGGGCGAUGCCCCCGCCCCCACUUCUCUCCGACAAGACUCCAAACCCAUAGAAGCCGAAGAAGUAGACAACACCGCUUCUUUCGAUUCCCUCAAAGGCCGCAUGAACCACGACACUCUCAAAUCUCUUACCUUCAAGCCCUUCAAGUUUGUCACCAUGAGCGAGGUGCAAAAGCGUGUCUUGGGACUGUUGCCCGAGCUGGCGGGCGGCAAGCUGAGGGGACCGGCAAAGGAGGCUGCGGAGGAACAGGGAGAGCCGUUGAUUGAUGAGACGAGAUUGAGGGAGGAUUUGUUGGUCAAGGCCAAGACUGGUACUGGAAAGACUGUUGCUUUCCUUGUCCCUGCUAUCGACUCUCGUAUCAACAAGCUCGAAGAGCUGUCCAAGGCUGCUCAGGCGGACGGUACGAUCCCCGACAAGCACGCUCAAGGCCGGAUCUACCGCGAAGUCUCUCGCUCCCAUGCCGGUGCCCUCAUCAUCUCGCCCACCCGAGAACUCGCUACCCAGAUCGCCGCCGAAGCCCAAAAGCUCAUGACAUGGCACAAGGAGAUGGAGGUCCACACUUUUGUUGGCGGCGAGUCUAGGGUCAAGCAAUUGCGUCAGUUCUCGAGAAACAGAAAGGAUAUCGUCGUUGCCACUCCUGGCCGACUGAGGGAUCUGCUCAGCGAGAGUAACGUCAAGGAGGCCUUGUCAAAGGUCGACACUCUUGUUCUUGAUGAAGCCGAUACCCUUCUCGACAUGGGUUUCUCGGCCGACCUCGAGUACAUUAUCGACCACCUCCCCAAAGAGCGUCAGACUCUCUUCUUCUCCGCCACAGUCUCCAAGGAGAUCAAGAACAUUGCUCGUAAAUCUUUGCGACCGGGCCACAAAGUCAUCGACUGUGUCCCCGCCAACGAGAGCAACACCCACCUCCACAUCCCCCAAUACUGCACCGUCCUUCCCUCUGCUGCCGACCAGCUUCCCCAUGUCCUCCGCCUCAUCUCCCACGACCAGCUAAUCCACCCCAAAGACAGCAAGGUCGUCAUCUUCUUGAACACCACCAAGCAGACCAUGCUCACUUCGACACUUGUGCGCCAGCUCAAGGGAUCGCUCCCCCAGAACACUUGGACUUAUGAGAUCCACUCCAAACUCAGCCAGAACCAGCGUACCCGCGCUUCCGACAGGUUCAGGGCGGAGAAGGGUCCCAGUGUCCUCAUCACCUCUGACGUCUCUGCCCGAGGUGUCGACUACCCCGGUGUCACUCGUGUCAUCCAAGUCGGUAUCCCUUCCAAUGCUGAGCAGUACAUCCACCGUGUCGGACGUACUGGCCGAGCCGGCAAGCAAGGCCGAGGUGACAUUGUCCUCCUCCCCUUUGAAGCCGGUUUCCUCAACCAGCUGAACGAAGUCCCCAUCAAAGCUAUCGAAAGCCGCGACCUCGCUGCUGAAGUCCACGAACUUGCCACUUCCCAGAAAGCCAACGCCGCCAAGCUCGCCGCCAUCCCCGAACGCGUCUCCGAGCUCCUCCCCACCCUCGAUGCCGAUGCCGUCGAAGAAGUCUUCAUGUCCAUGCUCGGCUACUAUGUCGGCAAGGGCUCUCAGAUCGGCAUGCCCAGCCAAGGUAUCUUGGAGGGCUUGAAGGAGUGGACGACGGAAGGUGCGGGGUUGGUCGAGCCGCCUUAUGUGUCGGAGAUGUUUUUGAAAAAGUUGGGGAUGGGCCCGAGGAAGGAGAAGAGGAGUUUCGGGGGCGCUGGUAGAGGGGGCGCUGGUGGUGGAAGGGGUGGCCGAUCGUUUGGUGACCGAGGAUUCAAGGACCGAGGAGAGGGCGGUGGUGGCGGGUUCGGUAGCCGGGGCGGAAGCGGCGGUUUUGGUGGACGAGGAGGUGACAGAGGGGAUCGAGGCGGUAGCCGUGGAGGAUUUGGUGGAGGAUUUGGCGGACGAGGCGGCGACCGUGGCGACAGACGGUCAAGGGACUUCUAA
Messenger RNA from Cryptococcus wingfieldii CBS 7118, 2148 nucleotides. RefSeq names its product RNA helicase. Gene Ontology annotation, molecular function: ATP binding; nucleic acid binding. The transcript is spliced from 3 exons. The record is from RefSeq and is a predicted model, not a curated record. Bases 1 to 2148 code for a protein of 715 amino acids. Lineage: Eukaryota; Fungi; Basidiomycota; Tremellomycetes; Tremellales; Cryptococcaceae. Gene Ontology annotation, cellular component: mitochondrion.